Heterocephalus glaber (naked mole-rat) is the source of this 2304-nucleotide messenger RNA. RefSeq names its product solute carrier family 39 member 1 (gene Slc39a1). The record is from RefSeq and is a predicted model, not a curated record. NCBI's taxonomy places the organism in Eukaryota, Metazoa, Chordata, Mammalia, Rodentia, Bathyergidae. Gene Ontology annotation, cellular component: plasma membrane. Gene Ontology annotation, molecular function: zinc ion transmembrane transporter activity. Gene Ontology annotation, biological process: zinc ion transmembrane transport.
CGGGGGGCGGGAAUUCCCGACGGAGCCGGAACCGAGCAGAGGCCCGGAACCGAGCAGAGGCCCGGAACCGAGCAGAGGGCCCGAGCGGCCCCGCGCGAGGUCGCUUGGUAGAGCUAAAGUCUGAGGAGAAAUUGAAAUGUUCCUGGUACGGGAGCGGAUGAGUCACCCCCGCGGGGAAGCCGGGGCGCGGCUGGGCCGAGGACCUGCGCUCUGCUGACCAGCCUUCCCCUUCCGGGGCCCCGUCUGCCUGCGUGACGCCCCCUUCCUAGGUCUGAGAGUCCCUGGAGCUGCCAGGGCCACCAUGGGGGCCUGGGGGGAGCCUGAGCUCCUGGUGUGGCGGCCGGAAGCGGUGGCUUCGGAGCCUCCAGUAGCCGUGGGGCUGGAGGUGAAGCUGGGGGCCCUGGCGCUGCUGCUGGCCCUCACCUUGCUUUGUAGCCUGGUGCCCAUCUGUGCGCUGCGGCGGCCUGGAGCUGGCCAGGAAGGCUCUGCUUUGCGUCGGAAAGCCCUGAGCCUCGUGAGCUGCUUUGCCGGAGGGGUCUUCUUGGCCACCUGUCUCCUGGACCUGUUGCCCGACUACCUUUCUGCCAUAGAUGAGGCCCUGGAGGCCCUGCACGUGACGCUCCAGUUCCCCUUGCAAGAGUUCAUCCUGGCCAUGGGCUUCUUCCUGGUCUUGGUGAUGGAGCAGAUCACACUGGCUUACAAGGAGCAGUCAGUGCCGCCACAUCAAGAGGAAUCGAGGGCCCUGCUGGGAACACUGAAUGGUGGGCCGCAGCACUGGCAUGACGGCCUGGGGGUCCCCCCUGCAAGAGGAGUUCCGGCAGCCCCUUCGGCCCUGCGUGCCUGUGUACUGGUCUUCUCCCUAGCCACGCACUCGGUGUUUGAGGGGCUGGCAGUGGGCCUGCAGCGAGACUGGGCUCGGGCCAUGGAGCUGUGCCUGGCUUUGCUGCUCCACAAGAGUAUCCUCGCUGUCAGCCUGUCCCUGAGGCUGCUGCAGAGCCACCUGCGGGUGCAGGUGGUGGCUGGCUGUGGAAUCCUCUUCUCAUGCAUGACACCUCUGGGCAUUGGACUGGGUGCUGCUCUGGCAGAAUCAGCUGGGCCUCUGCACCAGUUGGCCCAGUCUGUACUGGAGGGCAUGGCAGCUGGCACCUUUCUUUAUAUCACUUUCCUGGAAAUCCUGCCUCAGGAGCUGGCUUCUUCUGAGCAGAGGAUCCUCAAGGUCAUUCUGCUCCUAGCAGGUUUUGCCCUGCUCACUGGCCUGCUCUUUGUCCAAAUUUAGGAGGCUUCAAUGUAGGGGUAAGGGAAGCUGCCUACCAGGUGCUUCUGGUCUUCAUUCCCCAGUGUGUGGAGAACAGAAGGGAAUGGGGAAGGGAGGUAUGAGCUAAGAGUUCUCUGGGAAGUAGGAAUGGAGCCUUUGGGGUUAUAUCUAAUGAGGGAAGUGAGCAGAGAAGAGGCUGAGUCCCUGAAGACAUGAUCGGACCUUAGCAGUGAAGCAGACCCUGGCUCCCGGGCUCAGAGGUCACACACUAGUCAUGGACAAACUGACACUGGGGAGGCCGGAGGUGGGUGGGCACCCAGCCACUGUGGGAUAAAAACGUGGAGAGGCCAGGGUCCAGAGUCAGCUUCCUGUUGGUUCUAGCCCAUUUUGGCACCCUGUGACUUGCAGUGGACCCUUCCUACUUUUCUAAGAAUUGAUUUUUUUUUUUUUGGUACUGGGGAUUGAACUCAGGACUUGUGCUUGUGAGGCAGGCGCCAGAACCACUGAGCUACAUCCCCAGCCCCUUCCUACUUUUCUUACGUCCUGCGCAUCUCCCUUCUCUUCUCCCAGGGGCACUGAUGUCAAAUGGUCUCUCCCUGCCAAUUAUGAUACCUUUUCUGGCCUCUAGCCCUGGUCACGCCUCUAUUUUUAAAGUGCCAAACAAAUCUUUUUCUCAAAGCACAGAGAUGUGGCAGUGGGCCCUGCCCAGCACCUCAGUGCAGGGGACCUACUUGCUUUUUAUUUUGGUUCUAUGUUUGGGGUGGGGCAAAAAUUUUGACUAGGCUGGUUUGAGGGGAGACCUGUGACCACCUACUGCUGCUGCACCCUAGGAAUAGGGGAGGGACAUGGACAUGGUGUCCCAUGCCUAGAUAAUAAAUAGAGCUGCCAAACAUUUUUAUGCCCAGUGAGCCCAGGGGGAGGGAAAUGUUCGCCCCCAGGGUUAUUUUUGGGGAGGGAGGGCUGUGUAUAGGCCAUGUUCUCUAGAAUCUAUUUUACUAACUGACCUGUUUUGGGACAUAUUAGCAGAAUAAAAGAUGUUUCUAUACAUC